Bombina bombina (fire-bellied toad) is the source of this 7044-nucleotide messenger RNA. It is a transcript of the gene TEAD1, whose product is annotated as TEA domain transcription factor 1. Gene Ontology annotation, molecular function: DNA-binding transcription factor activity, RNA polymerase II-specific; RNA polymerase II cis-regulatory region sequence-specific DNA binding. The record is from RefSeq and is a predicted model, not a curated record. Bases 500 to 2116 code for a protein of 538 amino acids. Gene Ontology annotation, cellular component: transcription regulator complex. The transcript has 14 exons. Gene Ontology annotation, biological process: regulation of transcription by RNA polymerase II; embryonic organ development; hippo signaling. NCBI's taxonomy places the organism in Eukaryota, Metazoa, Chordata, Amphibia, Anura, Bombinatoridae.
CUCUGGUAGACCGUUUUAUUUUUAUUAUUACACAUUUGUAUGUCUGAAAUAGGGUACCACAUAAUUGCAGAGUGUUAUUUUAGUUUUGGUAUUAGGUAGUGUAAAUAUCCAUCUUCUAAUAAAAAGAAGAAAAAAUAAUUCAAGGGCCGCUCAUAUUCUCAAGUUGUCUUUCUGCCACUCUGGCUAUUUGGAAGUAAUCAGUGCAGCAACAGGCUGAUUCUGAUUCCCUUAGUUUGCCUGAGUCACUGUCUGACAUUAGCAGCUCCUAGAAAAAAAGAAGACAUUUUUCACAUUUUUCCAGAAGAAGGAAGAACUUAGCAACGCCUGGGCUGCAUGGGAAGAAGGGAUAAACCAGCCCCCCAGAUACAACAGCCACACUUUGUAAUUUUUUUUUAUCUAGAGGUCCCCUGUUUUUUGUUUUUUCUAGUUAUUAGGAUAUUUUCCUAGAUAUCCCUGAGGAAAAUGCAUUUCUCGCUCCUUGUUGUUGGAUUUAUGAAACAUGAAAGUGAGGGAUGUCCUGUUCCCUUUCUCCAGGUCUGUGGCGGUUGCUCUCCUGCAAGUUCAAGUGGAAAAUUAUUUGGAGUCAGCAGAAAUACAGUGGGCAAAGACGACUUGUAGCAAAUCUGAAAGGAUUCCGCCCUGCAAACUUCCCUCUCGGUUUCUCUUGGUAGAGCAUCCAGGCCUCGGCUUGGAUAACCCAAGCGCCACCAUGGAGCCCAGUAGCUGGAGCGGCAGCGAAAGCCCUGGCGAGGACAUUGAAAGAAUGAGUGAUUCUGCAGAUAAGCCUAUGGACAAUGAUGCAGAGGGUGUUUGGAGUCCAGAUAUUGAACAGAGCUUUCAGGAAGCUUUAGCUAUUUAUCCACCAUGUGGGAGAAGGAAAAUAAUUUUAUCAGAUGAAGGCAAAAUGUAUGGUAGGAAUGAAUUGAUAGCCAGAUACAUUAAAUUAAGAACAGGAAAAACGCGGACCAGAAAACAGGUGUCUAGUCACAUUCAGGUCUUAGCAAGAAAGAAAGUUCGAGAAAUCCAAGCCGCCAUUAAGGUGUCUAGUCACAUACAGGUUCUUGCCAGAAGGAAAUCUCGUGAUUUUCAUUCCAAGCUGAAGGAUCAAACGGCCAAGGACAAAGCACUCCAACAUAUGGCAGCAAUGUCAUCUGCUCAGAUAGUAUCAGCAACUGCCAUUCACAACAAGUUGGGCCUACCGGGUAUUCCACGUCCUGCCUUUCCUGCUGCUCCUGGGUAUCCUUUGAUGAAAAUCAGCAAGUAUUGGCCCGGAAUGAUUCAAACAGGUCAACCAGGAUCCUCACAAGACGUCAAGCCAUUUGUUCAGCAAGCCUAUCCCAUUCAGCCAACAGCACCUAUUACAGGUAUUACUGCCAAACCAUCAUUAUGCCACUCUGCAUUUGGGUCAGGAUUCGAGUCUGCCUCUGUGCCUGCCUCCUCUGUACCUGCAUGGCAAGGCCGAUCGAUUGGAACAACGAAGCUUAGAUUGGUGGAAUUCUCUGCGUUUCUUGAGCAGCAACGAGACCCAGAUGCAUACAACAAACACCUCUUCGUGCACAUUGGACAAGCCAACCAUUCUUACAGCGAUCCAUUGCUUGAAGCUGUAGACAUUCGUCAAAUUUAUGACAAAUUUCCAGAAAAAAAGGGAGGCUUAAAAGAACUGUUUGGAAAGGGGCCUCAAAACGCCUUUUUCUUAGUCAAGUUCUGGGCAGACUUAAACUGCAAUAUUCAAGAUGAUGCUGGAGCCUUUUAUGGUGUUACUAGUCAAUAUGAGAGUUCAGAAAAUAUGACAAUUACAUGUUCCACCAAAGUUUGCUCAUUUGGAAAACAAGUCGUAGAAAAAGUAGAGACUGAAUAUGCAAGGUUUGAAAAUGGACGAUUUGUAUACAGAAUUAAUCGCUCCCCAAUGUGUGAAUAUAUGAUUAAUUUCAUCCACAAACUGAAGCAUUUACCAGAGAAGUAUAUGAUGAACAGUGUAUUGGAAAACUUUACAAUUUUGUUGGUUGUAACGAACAGGGAUACACAAGAAACCCUGCUCUGCAUGGCAUGCGUAUUUGAAGUUUCAAACAGUGAGCACGGAGCACAACAUCACAUCUACAGGCUUGUGAAAGAAUAAGUGUGCAUACAGAGGGAUUCUUUAUAAGUGUCUUUAUACAACAAUUCACAAUGGAAACAGACUUAAACUCAACACUAAAAUGGCAGUGCCUAUGGCCCACCCAGCAUUUCUCUUCUUGUUUAUCUCAGUGAAGUCAUUUUUAAUAUGUUCUUAAAUUAAUGGUAGCUGUGAAACAUUGCAGUUGUAAAGAUUUCUUAAGAAAAAAGGAAAAAAAAAGACUUUUUCUACUUAUUGUUGGGAUCGAACUCUUGUGCUGGAGGGGUGCACCAUGUAUUGCAGAGCAAAAUCAUGGCGGAAUUUUCCAGCAGAUAAAUAUUGCAAGGGCCUUCUUUAAUUAGGCUUUGCAUACGUGGAGAUAAGUACAAAAAAAAAAAGAGAGAGAAAGUGUUUUUCAUUGUAAAAUUUACAGCCUUUCAAAUCUUAUACGUAAAAAAAAAAUGUUUUGACAAUUCAAGAAAAACACAAAAGAAAUUAUAUGAAUGUAAAAAUGUUUUAGAAAUAUUGAUUUUUGUAACUACCUGUAGCAGAGGGUUAAGCGUAUGAACGAAUGUAAUUCUCUAAAUUAUUUAAGUGAGGGAAAAGGAGGGGGGAGGGAUAUGUUUUCUGUUUGAAACCAAAUGCUAAUAUGUUCUUUGGAGGCACCUGACGAGAUGCAGUGGUUUUAUAUUAUUUUCUAUAUAUACUAAUCUUUUAAUCCAGAAAACUAUUUUGAAACAGGUACUGCAAACAAAACCAGCCUUCUAGCUAACGUAACUACUGUAUAAAAAAAACAAAAACAAGAAGCAAAAAAGGUGUACUGUGCUAAUACAGUGGUUUACGUUGGUGAAAAAAGAUUAUUUGCAAUGACUUAUUUUUUAUGGGUUUGUCAUGUUGACCUACAAAUUAUUUCUAUUAGGUUUUAAUUAAGUUUUAUGUGAAUUCUUUAAUUAUUUUCCUUUUUUGGAGUUUAGUCAAAGUACACAAUACUGAUAUUGUGUAAUAUCACCUAUAAAGGGCAUCCAGGACAUAAAACUAGCUGCAUGUUUAAAAAAAAAACAAGAAAUACAAAGAGAAGUUACCAAUCAUGCCCUUUAAGUUCCAGGUAAUAUUUUAUUUCUAAAGUUACACUUAUUUCUAAGGAUCUUAAAUGCAAGACUGUAGGAUAUUAAAUGUUUUCUAUCCUCACCAUCUGAUUUUGAGGUUCGUGCAGAACUAUCCUUCAGCAUAACUAGCAACUGUCUGGGAAUACUCAGGACUAUUUUAAUUUUGAACCUAAAUCUCAUGAUCAGGUGUAGGACUAAGCUGUCCUGCAUUUAGCGUUGUCGUACACAUGUGCGUUUCAUUUUUUUUAUUUAUUUUUUAACAGAAACAUGUUUGCAAUACACUUUUUAUUAGAAAAAAUGCUUGUAGCAAAAGCUGUUACUGUUUAAAUAGCUUUUACUUUGCAUGGGUGCACACACACACAUAUAUAUAUAUAUAUAUAUUUGCAAAUAUGAAGGAGCACUGGAAUCAGUUGGAAUCAAAACUUUUUAUUCAGAAAUUAAGUAUAAAAUCCAUCAAUAUAACAAAUGAUCGGUUACUUAUUCUGGCCACCAAAGUUUACAAGCCACUUACGUCUUUCAGCCAAGAUACCGUACUCAUGGUUGUUUUAUGGUCUGUGCACCUAUAGUAGAGAGCUGCUUCUGCUCAAAAGGUGGUUGUAUCAAUGUGAGUGCACAGGACAUAUCUAGAUACAUUCUGUAUACAACUCUCUUGAAACAGUGAUGACACAAAUGCUUCUAAUAAAUGUUGGAAGCAUUUUUUUUGCUAAUACUGGUGUAAUUCUUCAAAUAAGAACUGAAACACACAUAUUAUCAUUUAAAUUUUGACCAUCAUGUUUUGACAUUUGUUUAAAUAUACCAGAGGGUCAUAGUUCAUCACAUAUGUCCAGCUGCUUGCAUAAUCAUGCCACUGGGGGUUAUAAAUACUUUUCACGUAAGAUAUAUGUGCCUUUUCCACAUCACCAGUUUGGCAGCUGAUCAUAAGAUUAAUAUCGCAUGUCACUUGGUAAUACAGGCUUUUAAAUGAGCAAGCAUCAGGCCUCACUCAAUGCAUAGACAGUAAUGAUUAAGGCUUUACCCCCAACCUCUCCCUAUAAUGAACGUAUCAGAAAUGUGUCCUAGUUUAGAACCUUGCAGUAUUGUGAGUAGUCGUUUCACUUAGUUUGAGCAGUGACAAAUCUGGAGUUAUCACCCAGCAAAUCUAAAUUGGAACUAUUGUCUGCAGCAUUGUAGCAAUGCAGAAGUGUCCUUUACUGUGUACACAAAUGGUAUCAGUGUUUUUCACACACUUACCCUUCAGAGACCAGAUUUAAAGAAAUGUUUAAAGGGAUACUAAACCCAAAUUUUUUUGUGCAUGCAAUUUUAAGCAACUUUCUUUUUAUCAAAUUUUCUUUGUUCUCUUGCUAUAUUUAUUUAAAAAGCAGGAAUAAAGCUUAGGAGAUGGCCUGUUUUAGGUUCAGCACCCUGGAUAGCACUGAUUGGUGACUACAUUCAGCCGACCAAUAAGAAAGCGCAACCCAAGUUCUGAACUAAAAAUGGGCCGGCUACUAAGCUUUACAUUUGUGCUUUUUAAAUAAAGAUAGCAAGAAAACAAAGAAAAAUUUAUAUUAGGAGUAAAUUAGAGCAUGCCAUUUUAAGCAAUUUUCUGUCUGACUCAUUAAUGAAAAAUGUUGGAUUUAGUAUCCCUUUAAACUCAGUUAAAACCUGAUAAAAAAAAUCAUAGUAAAAUUAACAUUGCACUUUACCUAGAUUUCCUGUAAUUAUCUUCUGAACACUUCUUGUUUGAGGUUUACUCCAAUAAUUAUACAGGAGAAUAUUUAAAUUUUAAAUCUAUCAAUACUAUUGGACUGUGUGCUGUUUUGCUAGUUCUUUUUUACUAGAACAUGUCCCUUUUUGGGAAAGGAAGGAUUCCUUUUUAAUUAUGUAUUUCAUUACAGUCUUGUAUUUAAGCCCAGUAGAAAUAGUCAUACAUUUCUCUUAAAUAUAAUUCGGCACAAUAACUAUUUUUCUCUGCAUUAGAGUCUUGCUAAGGAUUAAAAAGGUGAGUCAGUGCUCAGUAUGGAAAUAUUCUGCUGUAAAGGGUUACAGUUUCACUGUAUACUAAGGGUUUGUUUUAGGGCAGUGAGGACAAAUAUAGUCUAGCCGUGACAGCACCAAUGCAAAUAUUUUUAAAUAAAUUAUAUCAACAGUAUAUAAACUAGAUAGGAUUGUAUGUAAAUCUGAUGCUACCAGGCAAUGCUGCUGUAGACAUUUAAAUAUUUGAGUGCAUAUUUAAAGGGAUACUGAACCCAUUUUUUUCUUCAGAUAGAGCAGGCAAUUUUAGGCAACUUUCUAAUUUAGUCCUAUUAUCAAUUUUUCUUCGUUCUUUGGUAUCUUUAUUUAAAAAGCAGGAAUCUAAGCCUACGAGCCGGCCCAUUUUUGGUCCAGAACCUUGGAUAGCGCUUGCUGAUUAGUAGAUACAUUUAGUCACCAAUCGCUACCCAGGUGUUUGAACCAAAGAUGGGCUGGCUCGUAAGCUUACAAUUGUCAAGUAAAGAUACCAAGAGAACAAAGAAAAUUUUAAAAUAGGAGUAAAUUAGAAAGUUGCUUAAAAUUGCUUGCUCUGAGUCAUGAAAGGAAAAAAAUUGUUCAUUAUCCCUUUAACAAUAAAAAGUUGUUUUAAUUUUCUUUCUUGUUUAGCAAGGUUGCAGAGCCUCAUUUUGCCCAGUUAUAGAAUCUGUGGCAAUAAGGAUUUGUAGAUGCCCUCCAAAUUGCUUAAAUAUUGUUUAAGAUGUUAAAGGGCCAGUGUACUGUAAAAUUAGUUUCACCUUUAUGUGUUUCCAAUGACUUGCCAUAUCAUACUAGCUGCAGAGUUUAAAAUGUAUGGAAAAUUGUUAUGUAUAUUUUUGUAUAUGAAAUAGCUGCCUCUGCUUAUUAAAACCACAACCUAAUGGGAUGGGCUGAGCUUCCAAGGAGAUCAGACUUUGUUAGCUUAUCUCUCUCUUUUUACACAAAAUCAUCAUUAUUAUUAUUUUUUUACACAGUGAGACCAAAACUUAGAGAACAAUGGAAAAUUAACAUUAACAUCUCUUUCCAACUGGGAGUUAUUAAUAUUAUUUUAUUUAUAAAACACUAACAUAUUAAGCAUCGCUGUAACAUUAAAGGGACACAAUUCACUUGAAAGUGAUGCUGCAUUUGAAAGCUUGCAGAAAUAAUCCUUUUUCUUUAGCCAAUAAAGUCAUCACUUAUUCAACUUUUGUUUAUUUUUUAUUUAGUUAACUGGCUAAUACUGUACCAAGAAAACAUGUUUUUCUUCUUAAUCUCAUUACAGUAAGUGAUCUGUGAACAGUUAUACUUCAUCUACUGUCAGCUGCAUGUAAAAAAAUAAAAUAAAAAAUACAACAGCCAAUCGGCUUCAUCAGUGCUGAUGUCACAUUUUGCUUUUCUGUGAUCUCAUGAGAUUUCACUUAAAUCUCACAAGAUUUGAGAGUAAAUUUGAAAGUCCUAAUUACUAGUAUUCCUGAUUGGCUGCUUAAAGUCCAUUUUACAAUGGAAUUUAGCUACUGAGGAAAAUUUGAGGUAAAAUAUCCCUUUUUUACAUAGAGAUGUUCAGGUGAUUUUUACAGCUAUGCUGCAUCACUUUCAAGUGUUUUAACAUUUGGGUAUCAUGUAUUUUAAAGUACACAGUUAUGGAGUACAAUAAUAAGACAUUUACAUGAAUCAUAAGGGUCAAUUUGCUUCUCGACAGUUUUGCUUACAUAUCUUUUCUAUAACCAGAGCUUAAGUAUUGAAUUUUUUUUUAGUAUAGGUCGGGGGUUACAACAGGCACAAUCAGCUAUUUAAAAUGAGAAAAUACAGGUAAAGGAGUUAUUUGUAAAAUAUGUAAUAUAUUCCAGCUGGUAAAAUGGAUCAUUGGGAACACUUUAAAGG